AUGGCAGACCUCUCCUCCCAGGUUCAAGACACAACAAAAGAUACUGCCUCUUCCAAAGAGCAGGAAUCCCCUGGUGCGUUCAAUAGUCCUUCACCAAGUUUGGCGCUUAUCGUCCCCAUUGCAGUCAAUCUUGAGUCAGUCCCCAGGAGCGGAGCUGGCGUCGUGAAUGAUGCCGGAGAAGUCCUAGAUGACGCCGGCAAGACCAUUGGCAAGAUCGCCGACCCCGAUAACCUCCAGAACCUCAUUGGCAACACCGUUAAUCAAGCCGGUGAUGUUGUCAGCUCUUCAGGCGAUGUCCUCGGCAAGACCCUGCCCAUAGGACAAGGCAAGCCUGAAGAGGAAGAGGACUCCCACGACGAGGAGAAGAGCGAAUACACAACCCAGUCCAAGGACAAGAAAUCUGGUGGUCUGGGAGACGCCGUCGGUAGCGUUACCGGCGCUGUUGGAAAGGCUGUUGGCGGAGCUACAGGAGCUGUUGGCGACACAGCAAAGGGAGCUACAGAUACCGUUGGCGACACAGCCGACACAGUGGGCGAGACAGGCAAGGAUGCCGUUGAAGGCGCGACUGAGGGCAUUGCCAACAAGUCAGACGCCACCUCCCAAGCUACCGACACAAAGACACCCGCCGAGACACCCGGCGCCCCAGAGGUCAAGGACAAGACACCCGAUGUCAAGUCUGACGACCAAGACCAAGACCAGAAGGACAUCAACCUCGAGGACCGCGACGCUCCUGACGCUGGAGAUAAGCUGAAGGAGGUUCCCCCAGAGUCCGAGGAGGCUAAGGAGGCAACCGACAAGGCAGAGGAUACUGCUGAGGGUGUUCCUGAACAGGCCAAGGAGGACGUUACCUCCAAGGUCGACGAGCAGGAUGUUCCCAAGCCUGAGGAUGUUGAGGAGAAGCUUCAGGAGAAGACCGAGGGUGCCCAAGACGAGGUUCCCAAGUCUGAAGUCCCUGACAAGUCUGAGGCCGCCGACGAACUCCCAAGUGGUGAAGCCCCUGGUGACGAUGGCGACAAGUCUAAGACUGGUGAUGACCUGAAGUCUGUGGCUCCUGGUGAGGAGGCUGCUGGUGUCACCGAUGAGGUCCAGGACAAGGCUGCCGAAGGUGAGGAGGCCGCUAAGGAUCUCCCUGAGGAAGCCAAGGACAAGGUCGCCGAAGGUGAAGAGACUGCUGAAGGCAAGGUUGCUGAAGGUGAAGAGACCGCUGAAGGCAAGGUUGCUGAAGGUGAAGAGACCGCUGAAGGCAAGGUCGCCGAAGGUGAAGAGACCGCUGAAGGCAAGGUUGCUGAAGGCGAGGAAGUCGCUGGCGAUGCUACCGAGGAGGCCAAGGACAAGGCCGCCGAGGGUGAAGAGGCUGUUGAGGAGAAGGCUGCUGAGGGCGAGGAGGCUGCUAAGGAGCCCCUCGACUUCACUAUCCUCAAAGGCACCACCGUCGACAAGGAGGGCAACCUCGUCAACGAGAAGGGCGACAAGCUCGGCAAGGUUGUCGAAGGAGAGCUCAAGCAGCUCAUCGGCCUCAGUAGUGAUGACCAAGGUGCCAUCUGGGACAAGACCGGCAAGCAGCUUGGAAAGGCCGAGCCCAUCCCCGAGUGGGACCGCGAGCAGCUUGACUUCUCCAUCCUCAAGGGUACCACCGUCGACAAGGAGGGUAACCUGGUCAAUGACAAGGGCCAUCUCAUUGGUCGUGUCAUUGAAGGCGAGAUCAAGCAACUCAUUGGUCUCACUGCUGAUGAGCAGGGCACCAUUUGGGACAAGACUGGCAAGAAGGUCGGAAAGGCCGAGCCUCUUCCUGAGUGGGAGCGUGGUGAGCAGAAGGAUUACAGCAUCCUGAAGGGCACCACUGUUGACAAGAACGGAAACCUUGUCAACGAGAAGGGUCACCUCUUCGGUAAGGUCGUCGAGGGCGAGAUCAAGCAGCUCAUCGGCUUGGCUUCUGAUGAGCAGGGCACCAUUUGGGACAAGACUGGCAAGAAGGUCGGAAAGGCUGAGCCUCUUCCCGAAUGGGAGCGUGGUGAGCAGAAGGACUUCUCUAUCCUCAAGGGGGCUGUAGUCGACAAGGAGGGUGGUCUCACCAACGACAAGGGAGACACCAUCGGCAAGGUCACUGAGGGUGAGGUCCGACAGCUCGUUGGCCUCAAAUCUGAUGAGAACGGCAAGAUCUGGAGAGACGGCAAGGUCGUCGGCCAGGCUGAGCCUCUCCCUGAGUGGGACCGCGUCCAGAAGAAGGACCGCUCCAUCCUCAAGGGCACCAAGGUCAACAAGGUCGGCAAGCUCGUCGACUCCAACGGCACUGUUGUCGGUAAGGUUGUUGAGGGUGACCUGAAGGAGCUCGUUGGCAAGCGCGCCGAUGAGAACGGCGAUAUCUGGAACGACUCCGGUGAGGUUAUCGGCAAGGCUGAGCCUGUCUCUGUCUCCGAGCGUGAGGACAAGUCAUCCGCUCCUUUCGAGCACUUCCCCGGCGCCACCGUCGAGUCUGACGGCCGUGUCAUGUACCAGGGCGAGCAGGUUGGUGAGGUCAUCGAGGGUGACCCCAAGCAACUCAAGGGCAGCGAGGUCGACGAGGAUGGUGACAUUCUCGACCGCCGUGGCAACACUGUCGGUAAGGCCAAGCGCUGGGAAGCUCCCGAGGCUGAGGAGGAGAAGCCCGUUGACAAAUCUGCUCUUGCUGGUAAGCGCGUCAACAAGGCCGGUAACCUCGUCAGCGAAUCUGGCGAGAUCUACGGCCGUGUCGUUGAGGGCGAUGUUCAGAAGCUUGUCGGACGCAUGUCUGACAAGGAUGGAAACAUCCGAAGUGAGUCUGGCGACAUCAUUGGUAAGGCCGAGCUCGUCUCUGAGGGUGAGCGCGGCGGCAAGAAGGAGGGCCCCUUCGCUCAGCUCAAGAACUGCACUGUCUCCAAGGAUGGUAAGGUCGUCAACGGAGCUGGCGAGGUUGUUGGCCGACUUGUCAUUGGUGACGCUAAGGCUCUUGCCGGGCGUGCUGUUGACGAUGACGGUGAGAUCACCGACUCCAACGGUAAUGUCAUCGGUAAGGCUGAGCGCUGGGAGGAGCCUGAGAAGGAGCAGAAGCACAACCCUCUCGCUGGCCGAAAGGUGAACCGUGAGGGUAACGUCGUUGACGCUGAUGGUAACAUCAUUGGCAAGCUUACCAGCGGUGAGCUUCUCGACUGUGCUGGCAAGGAGAUUGAUGAGGAUGGUGAUGUCUUCAACCAGAAGGGAUCUGUCAUCGGCCACGUCUCUCUUCUCGAGGAUAUUCCCAAGGAGGAGGAGCCCGAGCCCGAGGGUGAGACUGAGGAGGAGAGACUCAAGCGCGAGCAGGCUGAGGCCGAAGAGGCCAAGAAGACUGAGGAAGCUGAGAAGAACAAGAAGCUUGCUCAACAACUGGCCUACCAGAUUGAGCAAACUCUUGAGAGGCUCCGACCCAUCUGCAAGUCCAUCAAGGACAAGAUCAGCGCUGCUGAAGCUCAGAAGCCUGAGGAUCGUGAUGAGGAGGAACUUGUCCGACAAGUCAAGCCUCUCAUCGAGGAUGGUGGUAAGAUCCUGACUGAGACCAAUGGUAUCAUCCGCGGUCUUGACCCCGAUGGCCGUAUCUCUCGCAACGCCAAGCAGAAGACUGCUGCUGGUGAGGCCACUCCUGAGGAGGCUCACCUUGCCAACUUGCUCAAGGAGCUCUCGACCGAGAUUCAAACCACCAUUGAGGAGGGCAAGCGCAAGCUCGAGGGUAUGCCUCACGCUAAGAAGGAGAUCAACCCUCUCUGGGGUCUCCUCGCCGAGCCUCUCUUCCAGAUUGUCGCCGCUGUUGGUCUAUUGCUCAGCGGUGUGCUUGGCCUUGUUGGCAAGCUUCUCGGCCCCAUCUUGGGUCCUCUGCUCAACGGUCUUGGUCUUGGUGGUCUGCUCGACGGUCUUCUCGGAGGUCUUGGUCUCAAGAAGAUCCUCGGUAGCCUUGGUCUUGGUGACGUCGUCGGCACAGUCACCGGCGCUCUCUCAACCAUCAACAAUCACCAUGACCAGCUUGCUUCUGGCGUGGCCUUCCUGAACGAUGCAACGAUGCGUCUCUUCCUCAUACGCCAUGGAGAGACAGUCGACAACGUCGCAAACCUCUAUGCCGGGUCUCGCGACUCAGCCUUGACUGCCCACGGCGUGAUGCAAGCUCAACGGCUAGCAUCUCACCUCGCUGAGCUCGUCACCAUUGAUCGCAUCUUCUCUUCGAAUCUCAGUCGCGCGGUGCAUACCGCACAGGCUAUCCUCGAUGCGCAGAAACGCGCGAAGGAUCUGAAAUUGAUUCAGGUGCCGGAGCUGAGGGAGAAGGACUUUGGGACGGGCGAGGGUACCAAGUUUGGGUCUGCGACGAAGCAUGAGGGUUCUGAGACACCGCUGGCGAUGAAGAAGAGGGUUGAGUUUUUUUUGGACGAGCAUUUGCCUCGACUGUACGAAGACUCGACCGUCUGCAUCGUUGCCCAUGGUAUCAUUCUCGGCACCUUCUACAAAACACUCCGCGACAGAACCUCAUCUGCUGGUCCAGAUGCUGAACCGGAAGGCCAGGCAUCUGCUUUUGUGCGCCCUUCAUGGAGCAACACCGGCUACAUCGAGGCCCUCGUCACGCGCGACUCUUCCGACAAACAUCUCCAGAUGCGCGUCGUGAAGAUAAACAGCGUCGACCACCUCAAAGGUCUGAAAAAGACCCGAGGCGGAAUUGGCAGCGCCAAGUUCGAUGCCAAACAAAAGACGAUGGACUCAUUCUUCAAGCCAACGUCGCGAAAGCGCAAGCUCGAAGAUGAGGACAUCAUAUCUCGCUAA
This is a messenger RNA of Fusarium redolens, 4794 nucleotides long. RefSeq lists its product as uncharacterized. The record is from RefSeq and is a predicted model, not a curated record. Gene Ontology annotation, molecular function: catalytic activity. Bases 1 to 4794 code for a protein of 1597 amino acids. NCBI's taxonomy places the organism in Eukaryota, Fungi, Ascomycota, Sordariomycetes, Hypocreales, Nectriaceae. The transcript is spliced from 4 exons.